CGCAUCUUCGGGUAGAACUAACACCGCGCGUAAGCGAAGGCGGCGGCAUUGUGCUCCCCGAGUGUUACCUGAAAAGACAGCGAGCCUCUGUUUCUCACCCUAUUCGCUCGGGUUCUAGGUUUUACGCUUUUGUUGUUUUUCAUAUUUUGUUGUCAAUCGCAUAUUACCUGCGCGUUUUCUCGGGACAGGGGGUGGGGGAAUGACAAUCCCCGACACCCCGUGCCUAUUUCUCCUGCCGUAAGGCGCGCUUAACAGGAUGCUCUCUCUGCGGAGGGGCGUCGAGGGCCGACCCCCGGCCUCGGUUCUUCUUUGGGCAUUUCUCUGUGCGACCCUUAUCGACAUUAAUGCGAGCGUACCAGUGGACAAGUGUCCUCGCACCCUGGACUGCACUCUGGAGGGACGUCACUUCUGCCAGCCAGGAUCCACCCGCUGUGGCCCGUGCCUCGCCCCGUUUGAGGAAGACGAGGAGGGGAAAUGCGUGGCCAGGAAGAGGCGUGGCCAUUUCGGCAAGAUAAACUCUCGCCCAGAGCUGGAUGAAGAGAUUGACUUCCUGUCCUCUAUCAUCUCCAAACAACAAGGGUCAGAGGUCAAGCAAUCAGAACCUCCAAAGACCCACAAAUCCAAGCAAGAUGCCCCCAAACGGAAGACUGUUGCCCAUGUUACUGUUGCCCACGUUACUGUGGGGCUUCCCAAGACAACCAGCCCAGCGACUCCACCCCCCCAGACCGCAGCUUUGGAUCAGCCCGAGGCCCGGAUCAGUCCUGUGGCGGUCCCUGUCCCUAACCUGUCCAAGGACAGUCUUCUUGUUGUUAUGAUUGGUGUGUGUAUCAUCAUGGGAACAGUUGCCUUGAUCUUGGCCGGUGUUUGUUGGGUCAGAUUACAGAGGGAGAUGCACCUCGCACAGAAGGUGGAGUACCCAGCAUUCAACGUGAUGGCGCCCCACUCCUUUGACAAUACCCUGCCUGGUGAUAAGAAGCUUGCUCAGAGUGCCCAAAUGUAUCACUACCAGCAUCAGAAGCAGCAGAUGUUGUCCCUGGAGAAACACCGAGACGAGCCCAAGAUUCCCGAGUCAGGAACCACGUCGGACGAGGAGAACGAGGACGGAGACUUCACCGUGUACGAGUGCCCGGGGCUGGCACCGACUGGAGAGAUGGAGGUGAAGAAUCCUCUCUUUGACGAUUCCACUCUACACAUCCAGAGGAACCACAAGUAGCUCGCGCAGACACAAACUGCGCACAUGCGGACACGCAUGUGCACGUACACACGUGUACGCACAGACACACACACACAUACACACAUACAUAUGCACACACACACAUGCACACCCGCAUGUGCACACACACACACACACACACACACACACACGCACAACCACACCCCCCCCUCCACACACACACACACGCACACACACACACACACACUCAGCCUUUUCCAGUUCUUUCUGAGAUGCCUACCGAACCCCUGUCACGCCAGCCUCUCCAGAUGGGUCUACAUGGACAUUAACAGAAAAAAAUGAAUAAAUGAAUCUAUGGGGAGGAUAAGGGAGAGUGGAACUGCGUACACUCAGAGACACUUGGACACAGUGCCCCUAGUGGUCACACUAGGGGUUGCAUUUGAAGAGCUCUGUGGUUACCCUGCAUACUUCCUUAAUGUGGAAAACCUCCUUGAACCACGGGCAGUACCACCAACACAACUUUCUUUCCAUUUUUAUCCCUAUUUUGUUGGUUGCUUUUUAUGUUGCUGCUCGUGUGAGAUAUUUUUCUGCACCUGAGUUUAUGGUACCUGCCAUCUCUUCUGUAUUUUUGUCUAAUUGGCUAGCUUUCUCUCUUGCUCUGUCUUUCUCUCUCAGUCCUCUGUCAAUAACACAUUCACAAACUUAUGUCAACAGUCUCUCAGUUUCACCCACUAAUUUUCAGAUAUUCGCUCUCUCUCUCUCACACACACACACACACACACACAUAUACACACACUAUCACACAUUUACAUAAGCUUUCUCUCUUUCUCACUGUGUAAUGUGAAUUGUUUCCCAAACAGUGAAAAACUGGCCUUACUUGCUACCAAAGGGCAUGUUUCAUGUGCCCAAUCAUCACCCUGCAGUCAGUGCUGAGGAACGCUGUGUGAACAGCAGUCGCCUACACCGUGUGUUGUCCUGACAUUUUCAGUUAGAUCUCAGCUGCUUUGUACACCUUUCUCUCUUUAGCCAUACAGCAUAAACAUAAAUGUUGUUUUUUUAGGUUCAAACCCGGAUUUAGUUUUUCCCGAAUAUACGCAGCUGUAUUCUUGGGUGCAUGAAAGUAAAGGACAGGUUAAUUUUUUACUUCAUUCAAUUUUCUUUUAACUUUCAAGGCCCUCUUUGACCCACAUUUUAUUAGCCACACAGUUAUAGCAUCAGCCAUGUAAAACCCAGAAGCAGAACUGUCCCCUUUUUGCCAUGUGAAGGGUCAGCCUUCAUUAUAUGCAUAAGACCUCUGGAGUUACAUUCACAGAAGGAAAAUUUAAUGUUACAUGCCUGCCAUACAUGUGUUUUUUUUUUUUUUUUUUGUGGUUCUGUCUGCUGCAUUGAACUUCAUAAAUAGAGCCGGUCUGCAUAACUUCUGUAUGUCCUUAUCACCAAAUAGUGCAGUUUGGCGAGUUGGUAUUUUUGGCAUAAAAUGUGAUGGGUUUUAAUAUUUUUCAUAUACUGUAUGUUCACACAAUAACCCUUUAAGAGAUAGUAUGUAAUAGGCAUUUAUUGUAUCAGUCAGUAUGGUUUCUAUGCAUGACUUUAUUUAAAAAUUUACUCAGAAGAGGGAAUAUAUAUAUAUAUAUAUAUAUAUAUAUAUAUAUAUAUAUAUAUAUAACUAUUUUAUUAUAAUUAUUAAAUAUGGGGUCCAUGCUUCAGUUUCAUACUGCGUGAUGGUUUUGAAAUUUUGAUCAGAUGUGCUACAUGUUAAAUUCCUACUUGAAUUACAUUUUGAAAGAAUUCCAAAAUAUAUAUCAGAACUUGCAACUACAAAGCUUUAUAUUGUGUAAAUGUCAUAGAUUGUAUAUUGCUUGUUCCAGUUUGACAUAUGACUAUCAGGACCCUUUAUUUAAUGUAAAUACGUAAUGAUAAUAUUUAAAAGAUGGAACAUGUCACCGAUCUAUGUGUUUGUACUGUACAUACUUCUCUGUCCUGUGUCUCUGGUUGAUGUUUCAGGUUAAUUGAACCCUGUUUUUUUUUCUCUUUUCUUUUAUUGUUUUAUUUUGACUGAAGUCCUUUAAAAGAUGCAGACUUUCACUGCUCUCUCAGGAACACUGCUGAUAGUAGUGCCUCUCUACUGUUCUCUCUGGUCAGCCACUCACAUCUAUACAUAUCAUGCAUAAUCUGAAACUGGAUGCAGCCAUGGGGACUUGUGGAGCCUGACACAAGCGAUCAUGCAAACCUUGGUCUUUAGCUGGGAGAGCCAAUCGUAGCUGGCGAUGUGCCACGUGGACAGCAGCAGGCAUAGCUUUUACAAAGCCUGCAGCAGAAUAACCACAACACUUGUUGUCCUCUUAGUAAGGAAGAAAAUUUAGCAGUUUGGUGGGUUUGGUUGAAAUUACAAUAACCACUCUGUGUUCUGAUAACAGCCUUUGCUUGUAGUUGGUGUUAAAAUAUAAAUUAAUGUGGUGUCACAGGAAA
Molecule: messenger RNA, 3643 nt
Organism: Anguilla anguilla (European eel)
Lineage: Eukaryota; Metazoa; Chordata; Actinopteri; Anguilliformes; Anguillidae
Gene: npdc1b
Product: neural proliferation, differentiation and control, 1b
Exons: 9
Coding region: 257-1213 (318 amino acids)
Cellular component (GO): membrane
Source: RefSeq, a predicted model, not a curated record